Molecule: messenger RNA, 10048 nt
Organism: Coregonus sp. 'balchen'
Lineage: Eukaryota; Metazoa; Chordata; Actinopteri; Salmoniformes; Salmonidae
Source: the annotation of a GenBank genome assembly
AUGCAGACAGACCAGGGACCGUACAGGCCAGCAUGCAGACAGACCAGGGACCGUACAGGCCAGCAUGCAGACAGACCAGGGACCGUACAGGCCAGCAUGCAGACAGACCAGGGACCGUACAGGCCAGCAUGCAGACAGACCAGGGACCGUACAGGCCAGCAUGCAGACAGACCAGGGACCGUACAGGCCAGCAUGCAGACAGACCAGGGACCGUACAGGCCAGCAUGCAGACAGACCAGGGACCGUACAGGCCAGCAUGCAGACAGACCAGGGACCGUACAGGCCAGCAUGCAGACAGACCAGGGACCGUACAGGCCAGCAUGCAGACAGACCAGGGACCGUACAGGCCAGCAUGCAGACAGACCAGGGACCGUACAGGCCAGCAUGCAGACAGACCAGGGACCGUACAGGCCAGCAUGCAGACAGACCAGGGACCGUACAGGCCAGCAUGCAGACAGACCAGGGACCGUACAGGCCAGCAUGCAGACAGACCAGGGACCGUACAGGCCAGCAUGCAGACAGACCAGGGACCGUACAGGCCAGCAUGCAGACAGACCAGGGACCGUACAGGCCAGCAUGCAGACAGACCAGGGACCGUACAGGCCAGCAUGCAGACAGACCAGGGACCGCAUUCACAAAGCAGCUCAGAGUAGGAGUAUUGAUUUAGGAUCAGUUUUGCGUUUUAUCUCACAAUGAAUACGAUUACAUUGACAAGAGGGAGCUGGUCCCAGAUCACUAUUCCUACUCUGAAGACUCUUUGUGAAUACGAGCCUGGGAGGAAAUCUGUUGCCCAAUACCUUGCUCAGCAGUCUUUCACCACAGGACCCCAGUAUUACUGUCACUGCUUAUGAACUGAAUAUUGUAUGUGAAUUUCCAUAUAUCAAUGACACUGACAAAAGGGUUGAAUUGUUGAUCAACAUGUGCAGUAAAUGCUAACGUCUUUGGUGAUGAAAGAUACAUCAUGUAUUUAUUGUCAUCUCCCUAUCAGACCCCUGCAUGCUGUUACAUGGACUUGGAUGGUGACAUCAUCUUCUUCAAGCUGCCUGUCUGAAUACUGGGACCUUCCAGAAGCAAGGGCCUUACCUGGGAAUACAGCAACACUCUCUCUGUCUCACAGCCAUUCUGUCGGAUAGAGGUAGGGAGACCUGACCUCCUACUGGCCCUUACCUGGGAAUACAGCAACACUCUCUCUGCCUCACAGCCAUUCUGUUGGAUAGAGGUAGGGAGACCUGACCUCCUACUGGCCCAGGGCCUUACCUGGGAAUACAGCAACACUCUCUCUGCCUCACAGCCAUUCUGUUGGAUAGAGGUAGGGAGACCUGACCUCCUACUGGCCCUUACCUGGGAAUACAGCAACACUCUCUCUGUCUCACAGCCAUUCUGUUGGAUAGAGGUAGGGAGACCUGACCUCCUACUGGCCCAGGGCCUUACCUGGGAGUACAGCAACACUCUCUCUGUCUCACAGCCAUUCUGUCGGAUAGAGGUAGGGAGACCUGACCUCCUACUGGCCCAGGGCCUUACCUGGGAGUACAGCAACACUCUCUCUGCCUCACAGCCAUUCUGUCGGAUAGAGGUAGAGAGACCUGACCUCCUACUGGCCCUUACCUGGGAGUACAGCAACACUCUCUCUGCCUCACAGCCAUUCUGUCAACAUGUAUUGUAUGUAACCACUCAAAUUCACACCAACUGCUACAGACGCAAGCAUCGACUUACAUUCUUCAAUCUUGUCGGGAUAUAUAUUUUAGUUGAGACACCUGUAUGAUAUACGUUAAUAAACAUGUAUUCUCUCUGGACAUGAGACUUGCAUUUAUUUUAGACCUUUUAAAUCAGAAACUCUAAGUGUAUUUGUCUGGAUGUUGAAGUUUUCACAGAAGUUCAUAAAAAAUUGAAGACCAACAUGUCAAAUAUGCUAUGAAAAAGUUAUUGUUUUGUAAUCUUACAAUACAAACAUGAAAAUGAAUUGUUUAUACAAAACUUUAUUGCAGUUGGUCAUCCCCAAAAUGUUGCCUUUGAAAGCCUUGAUAGUUGCAUCCUUCCUCAGGGAACGGCCUGCUGACAACAGGAUGGAAGGUGUUUUGAUGUGCUUCUCUAGAGUUCCAUGGGCCAGCAGACUCACCUGGGAACAGGGGGAUGGACACGUUUUGAUACGUCUGGGAGACUUUUACAGGGAGGAGAGAGCAUGAGUUGGAGGGAGUACAGUAACUCCAAUCCAACCAUUGGCCCUUGAUAAUAUGCUAGCAUCACACAAGCAGACUGCCACAGUGGAGGAGGUUUACAGAGUAUACUGUUAUGAGUGGAGCUUACAUCUCUGUGUUUUGGAGAGAUCGCAGCUAGUUGGUCAGAUGUCUCUGUAGCACCUGGAGAGAGACGGAUAGAGGUAGAGAGUUCUAGAAAGAGAGAGAGACCUGGCUAGUAUACCUCCCACUGGCCCAGGGCCUCCUGGCUAGUAUACCUCCCACUGGCCCAGGGCCUCCUGGCUAGUAUACCUCCCACUGGCCCAGGGCCUCCUGGCUAGUAUACCUCCCACUGGCCCAGGGCCUCCUGGCUAGUAUACCUCCCACUGGCCCAGGGCCUCCUGGCUAGUAUACCUCCCACUGGCCCAGGGCCUCCUGGCUAGUAUACCUCCCACUGGCCCAGGGCCUCCUGGCUAGUAUACCUCCCACUGGCCCAGGGCCUCCUGGCUAGUAUACCUCCCACUGGCCCAGGGCCUCCUGGCUAGUAUACCUCCCACUGGCCCAGGGCCUCCUGGCUAGUAUACCUCCCACUGGCCCAGGGCCUCCUGGCUAGUAUACCUCCCACUGGCCCAGGGCCUCCUGGCUAGUAUACCUCCCACUGGCCCAGGGCCUCCUGGCUAGUAUACCUCCCACUGGCCCAGGGCCUCCUGGCUAGUAUCAUGCAAUGUAAAGCAAAACAAUAAUAUAAUGAUUUACUGAUACGGAGUGCUCCAUGUUCCUGGGUCAGAGAAAUGUCCUGCCUUGUAGAAUGGUGGCAUCUAUCUCCACCAGGCUCCAAAAAAUCAGAUGACAAACCUGCAGAGAUAACAGCUACGACAAAUUAUAUUGCAUACAUGUGAAUUUAUAACUAGCUAAGAUAUUAUUUAUAUUAUGGCACUACGUCUCAUCUCACCAACAGUCUCUCUGACAAGGAGUUGCUCCAGAGUUGCUCCAGGAGUAGACCGUUGUUUGGUGCAUAAGACUUCUCCACUUCUUAUAUGAGUGCAGUAUUAGCUCUUGAAAUGGUAUAAUGCAAUGUAAAGGAAAAGAUAAUAUCAUAACUUACUGGCAAGUUCCAUGUUCCUGCUGAUCGCAAACUUCAACCUGGAUGCAUGAUUCAUGCCUGUAAAUGACAGCAGUGUUUGUCACUAGUUACCACAGCCACAAAGUCAUACAUCCCACAUAUUUAUCCAAAUUCUCUUCAUAAAAUCUGAUUUUAAACCUAAGCCUAACCUAACCACGCUGAUAACCUUAUACCUAACCUUAAAUUAAGACCAGAAAAGCAAAUGUUUGUUUUCAUUAAUUUUUACGACUAAAUAACAACCCUAUUAAUUCUAGAAGUAUCGACUAUUGCUUAAUUCAGAAAGUAGGCUUCACCCCCGAGAUACAUCUGUAGGCAUUAGCUCGCUCGCUCGCUCGCGUGAGUUAGCUAGCCAACAUGUAUUGUUUCUGACAUGCCACGAUCCUGCUUACUUUACAUCUGACAGAUAUUUAGCUACUGUAGCUACCUGGAUAAUAAAGGUUUAUGAUAAUUGCAGUUGGUUCAUUAUCUAGCUAGCUGUGUUUUACACUUAAAUAGCUAGCUAACCAACUAGGCAGUUAUCAAAGACACUCACUCUGUAACUUCUCAUACUUUUCUGACCAACUAGACAUUACUUUAGCCAACCUGCCGUCUAUAGGUCUUCUAGGUUCAAAAAUAUAUGGCUGUAGUCCGACGUUCAUUGUCAAAAGAAACCCACUCGUACACUGCCAUCUGGUGCAGCCAGGCAGUCAAUGACUACGUCAAGCCUGGACGAUGUUCUAUUUCAUAUUUGUAUGGUGCGCGUGCAGCCCAGGAGUGUAUAAUCGAUUAUAUCUCCAAUGUACAAUGUUGGAUAAAAAUAAAUAAAAAAAGUGACAUAUCAGAUUCAUACAUACAUAUAGCCUACAUAUCAAUACAUACAGUGCCUUCAGAAAGUAUUCAGACCCCUUGACUUUUUCCACAUUUUGUUACGUUACAGCCUUAUUCUAAAAUUGAUUAAAUAGUUUUUUUUCCCCUCAUCAAUCUACACACAAUAACCCAUAAUGACAAAGCAAAACGGAAAUAUCACAUUUACAUAAGUAUUCAGACCCUUUACUCAGUACUUUGUUGAAGCACCUUUGGCAGCGAUUACUGCAUCGAGUCUUCUUGGGUAUGACGCUACAAGCGUGGCACACCUGUAUUUGGGGAGUUUCUCCCAUUCUUCUCUGCAGAUCCUCUCAAGCUCUAUCAGGUUGGAUGGGGAGCGUUGCUGCACAGCUAUUGUCAGGUCUCUCUUGAGGUGUUCGAUCGGGUUCAAGUCCAGGCUAUGGCUGGGCCACUCAAGGACAUUCAGAGACUUGUCCCGAAGCCACUCCUGCAUUGUCUUGGCUGUGUGCUUAGGGUCGUUGUCCUGUUGGAAGGUGAACCUUCACCCCAGUCUGAGGUCCUGAGCGCUCUGGAGCAGGUUUUCAUCAAUGAUCUCUCUGUACUUUGCUCCAUUAAUCUUUUCCUCGAUCCUGACUAGUCUCCCAGUCCCUAAUGUUGAAUUUUAUGUUCCUUUUGAUGGCGUAGAAGGCCCUUCUUGCCUCUCAGAUUGUUCACAGCUUUGUGGAAGUUACCUGUGGUGCUGAUGUUUAGGCCGAGGUAGGUAUGUUUUUUUUGUGCUUUAGGGCAACGGUGUCUAGAUGGAAUUUGGUUUGUGGUCCUGGCAACUGGACCUUUUUUGGAAAGACAUUAUUUUUGUCUUGCUGAGAUUUACUGUCAGGGCUCAGGUCUGACAUAAUCUGUGCAGAAGAUCUAAGUGCUGCUGUAGGCCCUCCUUGGUUGGGGACAGAAGCACCAGAUCAUCAGCAAACAAUAGACAUUUGACUUCAGAUUCUAGUAGGGUGAGGCUGGGUGCUGCAGACUGUUCUAGUGCCCUCGCCAAUUCGUUGAUACAUGUUGAAGAGGGUGGGGCUCAAGCUGCAUCCCUGUCUCACCCCACGGCCCUGUGGAAAGAAAUGUGUUUAACCACACACUUGUUUGUGUACAUGGAUUUUAUAAUGCUGUAUGUUUUUCCACCAACACCGCUUUCCAUCAAUUUGUAUAGCAGACCCUCAUGCCAAAUUGAGUCAAAACCUUUUUUGAAAUCAACAAAGCAUGAGAAAACUUUGUUUUGUUUGUUUGUCAAUAAGGGUGUGCAGGGUGAAUACGUGGUCUGUCAUACGGUAAUUUGGUAAAAAUUUGUUCAGUACAUUGUUUUCAUUGAGCAUUUUCCCAAGGUUGCUGUUGAUGGAUAUCAAAUCAAAUUUUAUUUGCCACAUGCUCCGAAUACAGCAGGUGUAGACAUUACAGUGAAAUGCUUACUUACGAGCCCUUAACCAACAAUGCAGUUUUUUAAAGAAAAAGUGAAAUAAAAAAAGUGUUAAGUAAAGAAAUAAAAGCGAAUAACUAAAGAGCAGCAGUAAAAUAAAUAACAGUAGGGAGGCUAUAUACAGGGGGUACCGGUACAGAGUCAAUGUGUAAUAACAGUAGGGAGGCUAUAUACAGGGGGUACCGGUACAGAGUCAAUGUGAAAUAACAGUAGGGAGGCUAUAUACAGGGGGGUACCGGUACAGAGUCAAUGUGAAAUAACAGUAGGGAGGCUAUAUACAGGGGGGUACCGGUACAGAGUCAAUGUGUGGGGGCACCAGCUAGUCGAUGUAAUUGAGGUAAUAUGUACAUGUGGGUAGAGUUAAAGUGACUAUGCAUAAAUAAUAAACAGAGUAGCAGCAGCGUAAAAGAGGGGGAUGGGGUGGGGUGGGGGGCAGUGCAAAUAGUCUGGGUAGCCAUGAUUAGCUGUUCAGGAGUCUUAUGGCUUGGGGGUAGAAGCUGUUAAGAACACACCUCCUGGUAUAUAGGUCCUGGAUGGCAGGAAGCUUGGCCCCAGUGAUGUACUGGGCAGUACGCACUACCCUCUGUAGUGCCUUGCGGUUGGAGGCCAAGCAGUUGCCAUACCAGGCGGUGAUGCAACCAGUCAGGAUGCUCUCGAUGGUGCAGCUGUAACUUUUUGAAGAUCUGAGGACCCAUGCCAAAUCUUUUCAGUGUCCUGAGGGGGAAUAGGCUUUGUCGUGCCCUCUUCACGACUGUCUUGGUGUGUUUGGACCAUGAUAGUUUGUUGGUGAUAUGGACACUAAGGAUCUUGAAGCUCUCAAUCUGUUCCACUACAGCUCCGUCGAUGAGAAUGGGGGCGUGCUCAGUCCUCUUUUCUUUCCUGUAGUCCACAAUCAUCUCCUUUGUCUUGAUCACGUUGAGUGAGAGGUUGUUAUCCUGGCACCACACGGCCAGGUCUCUGACCUUUUCCCUAUAGGCUGUCUCACCGUUGUCGGUGAUCAGGCCUACCACUGUUGUGUCGUCUGCAAACUUAUAAUAAUAAUAUAAUAUGCCAUUUAGCAGACGCUUUUAUCCAAAGCGACUUACAGUCAUGCGUGCAUACAUUUUUGUGUAUGGGUGGUCCCGGGGAUCGAACCCACUACCUUGGCGUUAGAAGCGCCGUGCUCUACCAGCUGAGCUACAGAGGACCACAACUUAAUGAUGGUGUUGGAGUCAUGCCUGGCCAUGCAGUCAUGGGUGAACAGGGAGUACAGGAGGGGACUGAGCACGCACCCCUGAGGGGCCCCCGUGUUGAGGAUCAGCGUGGCAGAUGUGUUGUUACCUACCCUUACCACCUGGGGGCGGCCCGUCAGGAAGUCCAGGAUCCAGUUGCAGAGGGAGGUGUUUAGUCCCAGGGUCCUUAGCUUAGUGAUGAGCUUUGAGGGCACUAUGGUGUUGAACGCUGAGCUGUAGUCAAUGAAUAGCAUUCUCACGUAGGUGUUCCUUUUGUCCAGGUGGGAUAGGGUAGCGUAGAGCGCAAUAGAGUUUGCAUCAUCUGUGGAUCUGUUGGGGCGGUAUGCAAAUUGUGGGUCUAGGGUUUCUGGGAUAAUGGUGUUGAUGUGAGCCAUGACCAACCUUUCAAAGCACUUCAUGGUUACAGACAUGAGUGCUACGGGUCGGUAGUCAUUUAGGCAGGUUAUCUUAGAGUCCUUGGGCACGGGGACUAUGGUGGUCUGCUUGAAAUAUGUUGGUAUUACAGACUCAGUCAGGGACAUGUUGAAAAUGUCAGUGAAGACACUUGCCAGUUGGUCAGCGCAUGCUCGGAGUACACGUCCUGGUAAUCCGUCUGGCCCUGCGGCCUUAUGAAUGUUGACCUGCUUAAAAGUCUUACUCACAUCAUCUACGGAGAGCGUGAUCACAUAGUCAUCCGAAACAGCUGAUGCUCUCAUGCAUGCUUCAGUGUUGCUUGCCUCGAAGCGAGCAUAGAAGUGAUUUAGCUCAUCUGGUAGGCUUGUGUCACUUUGCAGCUCGCGGCUGUGCUUCCCUUUGUAGUCUGUAAUAGUUUUCAAGCCCUGCCACAUCCGACGAGCGUCAGAGCCGGUGUAGUACGAUUCGAUCUUAGUCCUGUAUUGACUCUUUGCCUGUUUGAUGGUUUGUCGGAGGGCAUAGCAGGAUUUCUUAUAAGCGUCCGGGUUAGAGUCCCGUUCCUUGAAAGCGGCAGCUCUACCCUUUAGCUCAGUGCGGAUGUUUCCUGUAAUCCAUGGCUUCUGGUUGGGGUAUGUACGUACGGUCACUGUGGGGACGAUGUCAUUGAUGCACUUAUUGAUGAAGCCAGUGACUGAUGUGGUGUACUCCUCAAUGCCAUCGGAAGAAUCCCGGAACAUAUUCCGGUAGUGAUUGGGGUCAAAUUUGUCUCCACUUUUGUGGAUUGGGGUUAUCAGUCCUUGGUUCCAAAUAUUGGGAAAGAUGCCAGAGCUGAGGAUGAUGUUAACGAGUUUAAGUAUAGGCAAUUGGAAUUUGUGGUCUGUAUAUUUUAGAAUUUCACUUAGGAUACCAUCAACACCACAGGCCUUUUGGGGUUGGAGGGUUUGUAUUUUGUCCUGUAGUGCAUUCGGAAAGUAUUCAUUUUGUUAAGUUACAUCCUUAUUCUAAAAUUAAUUAAAUCAUUUUUUUUCUUCAUGAAUCUACACACAGUACCCAAUAAUGACAAAGCAAAAACAGGUUUAAAUACAUUUUUGCAUAUGUAUAACAAAAGUAAUAUAUAUAUCACAUUUACAUAAGGAUUCAGACCCUUUACUCAGUACUUUGUCGAAGAACCUUUGGCGGCGAUUACAGCCUCAAGUCUUCUUGGGUAUGACGCUACAAGCUUGGCACACCUGUAUUUGGGGAGUUUCUCCCAUCCUCUCAAGCUCUGUCAGGUAGGAUUUGGAGAGUCGCUGCACAGCUAUUUUCAGGUCUCUCCAGAUAUGUUAGAUCGGGUUCAAGUCCAGGCUCUGGCUGGGCCACUCAAGGACAUUCAGAAACUUGUCCCGAAGCCACUCCUGCGUUGUCUUGGUUGUGUGCUUAGGGUCGUUGUCCUGUUGGAAUGUGAACCGUUGCCCCAGUCUGAGGUCCUGAGCGCUCUGGAGCAGGUUUUCAUCAAGGAUCUCUCUGUACUUUGCUCCGUUCAUCUUUUCCUUAAUCCUGUCUCUAAGUGGUAAAAGUUAUUUGUUUGUUAAAUAUUCGACUUCAUGGCUCACACAUCACAAGUCAGGCAUCGACUUGAUUAUAGAUAGAAUACAUGAUUAUAUGAAAAGAGAAUGUUAUAAGCCAUUUAACGCAGUACUAGCAUAUAUGCAUUUCAAUGAGAUUCCCUUUUCUGUACCCGUUGUGGGCGGGAUCAAAGCUGUUGCCAGGGACGCAAGGCCUGAACACGUUGGAAAGUUCAAACCUGUGUUCCUCCAUACUGUUACUAUAGUAAGUUAAUAUACUACUACCAUAACUGUGCUUCUUCAACAACUCCAAUCAUAUACUGACUGUACUACGUGUGUGUGUCAGAACCCAUCCUGAUAGCGCGUGCCUUGGAGGACUACUACCCUGGAGACUGCCGGUUCAUCUCUCUGCGUCAGGGUCAGGUGGUCUAUGUCUACUCCUUGCUGAAGGACAGAGGAAACAUGUUCUGGGCUGGCAGCGUAAGGAUCUUUGUGUGUGUGUGUGUGUGUGUGUGUGUGUGUGUGGUGUGCAAGUUUUGGUGCUUCUUGAGAUGUGAAUGUAUAGUAGUAUUUAUAUAUAGUAGUAUUUAUAUAUAGUAGUAUUUAUACAUAGUAGUAUUUAUUUUGUAGCCACACAGUAUGGUCUUCUAUCAGACUGUUAUACAUUAUGUUGAGACAUUGUAACAGAGCAGUUUCAGUCAACCAUUGGUGAUGUGUAACUUUGAGACCUGAAGACUAACAUUUGCUCUGUGUGUGUGUGUGUGUGUGUGUGUGUGUGUGUGUGUGUGUGUGUGUGUGUGUGUUUACUAGGUCCAGGGGUCGUAUUACGGGGAACAGGAGGCCAGACUGGGGCAUUUCCCCAGCAGCGUCGUCGAGGAGACACACGCUCUCAUGCCAGCUACCAACGAGGUCAUGACUGAUGUAGGUGGACACACACACACAAACACACACACACACACACACACACACACACACACACACACACACACACACACACACACACACGCGCACACACACACACACACACACACACACACACACACACACACACACACACACACACACAGAGCAAAUGUAAGUCUUCAGGUCUCAAGGUUACACAUCACCGAUUACACGUUACUGUCAUCGACGACAAUUAGCUAGCUCAGGACUUCAAGUGGUGAAGUCAAGACAAACACACACGCUGACAUAAUUAAUAAUUGUUCCCCAAAAUCAAUUGAUAUAGAAUAUUAGUCUUCUCUCCUCUUCUCCUCUCUCCCUCCUCUUAUUCAGAAUUGGGACUUUUACUGUACCUGAAGACUGAAGAGUCCUGA